GACUAACGCAUUGGGGAAUGUUGUUGCAGUGGUGGAUUUAUGUAUGUGGAAAGACAAGAAAAAAUCAGGCACAACGCUUGUAAUGGCAACACUUUUCUGGUACACGUUUGAGAUCAGUGAGACUCGCUCUGUACCUCUUCUCUGUUCAAUGUUGCUAUCCCUUAUGCUCUCCCUCUUCCUCUGGGCCAACUUUGGACAAAUCCUUUUUUUCAAAUGGAGACCACCCACUCCUGAAGAGAUCAGAUUAGCAGAUUCUCCAGUUAGAUCCUUAUUUGCAAUGAUCGAGGGACUUCUCUUUAUGCUGUAUGAGAUUGCAUAUGGGCAAGACAUCAUAAGAUUUCUCCUGACCAUCCUUUAUGUGGCCAUCAUAGACACCGUUGGGACCUACGUCGACCUCCUUUCACUUUUGUAUAUAUGCUUACUCUGCUCGAUGACCAUUCCGGUUAUGUACCAGCGACAUAAAGAGGGCAUUGACAAUUUCUUUGGAGGGGUAUCAAAAGAUCUUGGAGAAAUCAUUCUCAAAAAUAUUCCUAGGGCUACCAAAGUGGAC
Messenger RNA from Thlaspi arvense, 550 nucleotides. The record is from the annotation of a GenBank genome assembly. Lineage: Eukaryota; Viridiplantae; Streptophyta; Magnoliopsida; Brassicales; Brassicaceae.